Cariama cristata (Red-legged seriema) is the source of this 2541-nucleotide messenger RNA. It is a transcript of the gene COL6A1, whose product is annotated as collagen, type VI, alpha 1. Lineage: Eukaryota; Metazoa; Chordata; Aves; Cariamiformes; Cariamidae. The record is from RefSeq and is a predicted model, not a curated record.
AAACUCAACACGGAGCAAUCAUGCUGCUCUUUUGAGUGCCAGCCUCCCCGAGGGCCUCCUGGACCUCCCGGCGACCCGGGCAAUGAGGGAGAAAGAGGCAAGCCAGGUCUUCCUGGCCAGAAAGGAGAGGCUGGAGAGCCAGGCAGGCCAGGGGACAUGGGACCUGUUGGCUACCAAGGAAUGAAGGGUGACAAAGGAAGUCGAGGAGAAAAGGGCUCAAGAGGAGCCAAGGGAGCCAAGGGUGAGAAGGGCAGGCGUGGAAUUGAUGGCAUCGAUGGUAUGAAGGGUGAAGCUGGAUACCCCGGGUUACCUGGCUGCAAAGGCUCACCUGGAUUCGACGGAGCUCAAGGCCCACCUGGACCAAAGGGAGAUCCUGGUGCUUAUGGACCCAAAGGAGGAAAGGGGGAGCCUGGGGAUGAUGGAAAACCUGGCCGACAGGGAAUUCCCGGCAGCCCUGGAGAGAAGGGUGCGCCUGGAAACCAGGGUGAGCCUGGACCAGCAGGAGAGACAGGCGACGAGGGUGCUCCAGGCGCAGAUGGUCCUCCUGGAGAACGGGGCAGCAAUGGAGAAAGAGGACCCCUGGGCUCACCAGGUGACCGCGGGCCAAGAGGAGAGCCGGGAGAGCCCGGACCACCUGGUGACCAAGGGCGGGAAGGACCCCUAGGACCACCUGGCGACCAGGGUGAGGCUGGACCCCCAGGACCCAAGGGCUACAGGGGAGACGACGGCCCCCGUGGCAACGAGGGCCCAAAGGGUUUUGCUGGAGCACCUGGGCUGCCUGGAGACCCUGGCCUCAUGGGAGAAAGGGGGGAGGAUGGCCCUCCCGGGAACGGCACAAUUGGAUUCACAGGUGCUCCGGGGCAGCCAGGAGACAGAGGUGAUCCUGGCAUUAACGGAACAAAAGGCUAUGUCGGUCCUAAAGGUGAUGAAGGAGAAGCUGGAGACCCUGGCAAUGAUAACCCAACCCCUGGCCCCAGAGGCAUCAAAGGAGCGAAGGGCCGCAGGGGACCCGAAGGCCGCCCGGGACCACCAGGACCUGUGGGACCUCCAGGACCAGAUGAAUGUGAAAUCUUGGACAUCAUCAUGAAGAUGUGCUCUUGCUGCGAGUGCACUUGUGGUCCCGUCGACCUCCUCUUCGUGUUGGACAGCUCGGAGAGCAUCGGCCUGCAGAACUUCCAGAUUGCCAAGGACUUCAUCAUCAAAGUCAUCGACCGCCUGAGCAAGGACGAGCGUGUGAAGUUUGAAGCUGGGGAGUCUCGUGUGGGCGUUGUGCAGUACAGCCAUGACAACACGCAGGAGCUGGUGGCCAUGGGGGAUGCCAACAUAGACAACAUUGGGGCACUCAAACAGGCAGUCAAGAACCUGAAAUGGAUAGCUGGGGGCACGUACACUGGAGAAGCCCUGCAGUUCACCAAGGAAAACUUGCUACGGAGAUUCACCUCUGACAAGCGUGUCGCCAUUGUCAUCACGGAUGGACGCUCUGACACACUGCGGGACCCUACCCCGCUCAACUCUCUGUGCGAUGUCACCCCGGUGGUUUCCCUUGGGAUAGGCGACAUUUUCCGGAACCCUCCAAAUCCAGAUCACCUGAAUGACAUUGCUUGUUUAAGCAGACCGACCAGGCCAGGAUUGUCCAUUCAAAGGGACAACUAUGCCGAGCUCCUGGAUGACACCUUCUUGCAGAACAUCACCUCAUACGUCUGUCAAGAGAAGAAAUGUCCGGACUACACCUGCCCAAUCACCUUCACUGGGCCAGCGGACAUCACGCUGCUGGUGGACAGCUCCACCAGCGUGGGGAGCAAGAACUUUGAGACCACUAAGAAGUUCGUGAUGUUCCUGGAGGCCAGUAAGCCUGCUGAUGACUCUGUGCGUGUCUCGGUAGUCCAGUACAGCGGCAGGAAUCAGCAGAAAGUGGAAGCUCAGUUCCAGUACAACUAUACGGUCAUCGCCAAAGCCAUUGACAACAUGGAGUUCAUUAAUGACGCCACGGACGUCAACGCCGCUCUGCGGUACAUCACAGGGCUGUACCAGCGGUCCUCCCGUGGUGGAGCAAAGAAGAGGGUGCUGGUGUUUUCUGAUGGCAACUCUCAAGGGAUCACCGCGAGGGCCAUUGAAAGGGCUGUACAGGAAGCUCAGCAGGCUGACAUCGAGAUCUACGUGCUGGCGGUGGGCAGCCAAGCCAACGAGCCCAACAUCCGUGUCCUGGUCACGGGGAAGAGUGCAGAUUAUGAUGUGGUCUACGGGGAGCGCCACCUCUUCCGUGUGCCUGACUAUACCUCUCUGCUGCGUGGCGUCUUCUACCAAACUGUCUCCAGGAAGAUAGCUGUUGACUGAGCAUCUGGGUGGGCUUCUGCCAAGGCCAUACCUGCUUCUGUCUCGCCUAAAAAUGAAAACCAAGAAAACAAAAAAAAAAAGUUAACAGUAUCCUUGACCAACCUGAGGAACUUGCGUCUAUGCAGAUAGCCAUAGUGCCACAGCCUGGCUGUGCAUAGUCCCCUUCCUUCUCCCCCUGCUUCAUCAUCUGCAUCUCUACUCUGUUAG